Messenger RNA from Cinclus cinclus, 5874 nucleotides. It is a transcript of the gene BTBD2, whose product is annotated as BTB domain containing 2. The record is from RefSeq and is a predicted model, not a curated record. Gene Ontology annotation, cellular component: P-body; cytosol. The coding region runs from base 1172 to 3382 and encodes 736 amino acids. Lineage: Eukaryota; Metazoa; Chordata; Aves; Passeriformes; Cinclidae. Gene Ontology annotation, molecular function: protein binding. Gene Ontology annotation, biological process: neurogenesis. The transcript is spliced from 10 exons.
CAUGGGCAUCCAGGGCUGUGCUCUUGUGCCAGAAGCUGUAAUGCCAAGGCACAGGAAGCAGAAGGGGCAGCCAAGCCAUCUCCCCUCUGACACAUCGACUCAUGGACCACACGCCUGCUCCUGACUGGGUGAGUGCAGCACAGAUUGGGGGAUGGAUAACAGAGAGAGGGGGAAUGUAAUUACCCUGUGAAGAAUAAAUCACUUUAACGGUUCAGUUACUGAGAUCACAGCGAGGCAGUGGCACAGCCUCUUAAUUAAUCUUCUGCUUUGCAGCCGGCUCCUGCUCGCAUGCCAUCUCCACCUCGUGCUGCCUAGCAAGGAGAUGCUAUCGAUGGGGACAACACUGGCCAGUGGUUUCUGGCUGGGCAGGUCCAGUGGGAGUAGCAGAGCAUGACCAGGUGAGGGAUCAGGGUGCUGUGGCUCCUGGGUUUGUGCGGGGUAACACCUGUGGUAGGUCUGGUAAUGUGGUGUCCUGUGGUACUCCAGGCCUGUGUCAGCAGCAGCAGCCAGUAACUCUGAGCUUAUUAUUGGGAGGAAUUGCUGGGCAUGAAGCAGGGGUCUGGGGAUGCUGGAGGCCUGUGUCUGCUGCAGAGGAAUGGCUGGUGUGUUCGAUCAUGAAGGGAAAACCCCCCUUCACCUCCACAGGCCCAAACCUCCCUGACUCGUCACCCUCAGCACUGACCCUCUUCAGCCCUUUAACUCCCAACCUCUUCUCUGUGGAUUGCAACCCCAUUUCCCAUUUUUUCAUAAACUGCUCUCUGGGCUCCCUCAUCCCUCAUCAUCCUCAGAAUAACCCCUUUCACAGGACGCUCCCCUUAUCCCUCAAAAUUUCCCCUCAGGGAUUGCUCCCCUUUGUCCUCCUUGGGGAAUCGCCAUUACCUCCUGAACUGGUUCUCAGGGAUUGCUUCUGUCACUCCACCACACUGUUCCUCAGGGAACCUUAUCCCUCAAAACUGCCUGUCAGGGAUUGCUUCCCUCACCCCCUGUCCCCCCCAUUGCUCCUUGGGGAAUCACUCUCUUUUCCUUGCUCCCCAGAGAUGGCCACUUUCACCCCAGGGAUGUGCUCUCAUUCUCCUCAGGGAUCACCCCCUCAUUCCCAAAACCAUUCCUCAGGGACUGACCCUCUCCUCCUCAAGGGUGUCCCCUUUGUCCCCCACACUGUCCCUCAGGGAUGGUCCCCAUCCUUUUCAGGGAUCAUUCCCUUACUCUCCCUAAGGGAUCGUCCCCUCAUCCCCCAAACUGUCCCCACGGAUCGCCCACCAAAAUUGCCUCUCUCAGUCCUCCACAUUGGUUCCUCAGGGUCUCAUCCCCUCUUGCCCCAGAAGUGCCCUUCAGGGAUUGCUCCCUAUGUUUCUCGUCAGGGAAAUGCCCUCUUACCCUCAGAAGAGCCCCUCAGGGAUCGCCCCCUCAUCUCCAAAUGUGCUCCUCAGGGAUGGACCCUCAUCCUCCUCAAGGAUCGCCCCCUCAGGAAUCACCCGUUAGGGAUCACUCCCUCAUUCCCCCUCGCAUUCCCCCUCAAUCCUCCCUCUCCGUGCCGGCCCCGCCCGCCGCCCCACGCCCUCUCCCCGCCCCGCCACCGCCUCCGCCGCUCCCCCCGUGCCCGGCCGGCGGCGGCGCCCGCCCCAUGCGCCGCUGCUGCCCGGCGCUCUGCAUCCGCACCGCCUUCGACGCCACCGCCAUCGACGCCACCGCCGACAUCUCCGCCGCCCUCGGCCCCGUCCCCGGCCCGCCCGCCGCCGUGUCCCGCCCGCCGCUGCUGGUGCUGGUGCUGCUGCAGCGCCGCCCCACGCCGCCCGCCCCCGCGGCCCCGCCGCACAAGAUGGCGGCCGGAGGGAGCGGCGGCCCCGGCGGCCUCUCCUCCUCCUGCCCGCAGCCGCCGCCGCCCCCGCCGGGCAACGGGGCCGCGGCCGCCGCCUGCACCAACGGCGCGCCCGCCUCGCCGCCCGGCCUCACCUACAACCAGAGCGGCGCCGCCAACCCGCCGGCGGCCAGCGGAGGCGCGGGGGGCCCGGCGGCGGCGGGAGCGGCGGGGGCGGCCGGCGGGGCGGGCGGUCCCGGCGGGGCGCUGCAGCGGGAGCCGGUGUACAACUGGCAGGCGACGAAGCCGACGGUGCAGGAGCGGUUCGCGUUCCUCUUCAACAACGAGGUGCUCAGCGACGUGCACUUCCUGGUGGGGAAGGGCCGCGGCUCCCAGCGCAUCCCGGCGCACAGGUUCGUGCUGGCCGUGGGCAGCGCUGUCUUCGAUGCAAUGUUUAAUGGUGGGAUGGCCACAACCUCUACAGAGAUUGAGCUGCCUGACGUGGAGCCUGCUGCCUUCCUAGCUCUGCUCAAAUUUCUUUACUCAGAUGAAGUUCAGAUUGGACCAGAGACUGUUAUGACAACACUUUACACAGCUAAGAAAUACGCAGUUCCAGCCCUUGAAGCUCAUUGUGUGGAGUUUCUUAAAAAAAACCUCCGAGCAGACAAUGCAUUCAUGCUGUUAACUCAGGCCCGGCUGUUUGAUGAGCCCCAGCUGGCCAGCCUGUGCCUGGAGAACAUAGACAAGAACACCUCAGAUGCUAUCAAUGCAGAGGGGUUUACAGACAUUGACCUGGAUACCCUGGUGGCAGUGCUGGAGAGGGACACCCUGGGGAUCCGGGAGGUUCGCCUGUUCAAUGCCGUGGUGCGCUGGUCGGAGGCAGAGUGUCAGCGGCAGCAGCUCCAGGUGAUUCCAGAGAACAAGCGGAAGGUUCUGGGCAAAGCUCUCUCCCUUAUCCGCUUCCCACUGAUGACUAUUGAGGAGUUUGCAGCAGGGCCUGCCCAGUCGGGGAUCCUGACGGACCGGGAGGUGGUGAGCCUGUUCCUGCACUUCACGGUGAACCCGAAGCCGCGGGUGGAGUUUAUCGACCGGCCCCGGUGCUGCCUGCGGGGCAAGGAGUGCAGCAUCAGCCGCUUCCAGCAGGUGGAGAGCCGCUGGGGGUACAGUGGGACGAGUGACAGGAUCAGGUUCUCAGUAAACAAAAGGAUAUUUGUAGUUGGGUUUGGAUUAUACGGAUCCAUACACGGGCCAACGGAUUAUCAAGUAAAUAUACAGAUCAUCCACACGGACAGCAACACGGUCCUGGGGCAGAACGACACCGGCUUCAGCUGUGAUGGAUCAUCCAACACCUUCAGGGUCAUGUUCAAGGAGCCUGUGGAGAUCUUACCCAACGUCAACUACACAGCCUGUGCUACUCUAAAGGGUCCAGAUUCCCACUAUGGAACCAAAGGACUGCGCAAAGUGAUCCAUGAAUCACCAACAACGGGAGCCAAAACCUGCUUUACGUUCUGUUACGCAGCUGGGAACAACAAUGGCACCUCCGUGGAGGAUGGACAAAUCCCAGAGAUCAUCUUCUACACAUAGUGGCACAGCCCAGCCUGCCCUGGACUUGACUCUUCCCCAUCACCUCCCAAACUAAAUCUCUGGCUGAGUUCGACCACACCAAUUGGAGCCACACUAGCCAAAGGUCUCAGUGAAAUCAUUUCAAAGCUCAUGUUCUGCCUUGUGCUAGUGCUGCUGCUGCUCUCAGGUGCCAGGUGAGCUGGUGUCCCAGUGCAGGCCAGCUGGUGUCCCAGUACCAUUCGUAGGUUGUCUGUGGCUUGUUGUUUUUCACCUCCUGAUUAACCCUAUCUAACAGCGUGCGUUUUUUGGACUGUAAUGAAUGUAGAUGCUUUUCCACCGGUCAGAAGCAAGGCAACGAGUGGCUCUGGUUGUGGUUUCCCUUGCUAUGAGGAGAUGAUCCUGCAGACAGAUUCAGUCAGGGCUGGGUGGCCUCUGCUCUGCUUCAGCUCAGCAGUUCAGGCCAGACUGCAGGGCUUGGCCAGCCUGUGUCCAGCACCUUCCCUCCCUCCCAGCAGCCUCAGCACACAGAGCCACCUUCAAAAGUCAUGGAACGUGGCCUUUUCCCUGAGGCUUUGCUGUUCCAGCACUACUCAAACCUGAGCUCCUCUGAGGGACCAUGGCAUUUUCCUGCUCUUCUCACCGACCUGUGACAAUCUCCACCUCGUGCAGUUGGUGGCAGCGAGGUGACCUCCCUGCAGAGUGGUAAGGGGCAGCAGCCUGGCCAGGCAGGCCCUCCUGCAUUCUGAGUCCCAGCGGUGCUGCUUCCAAACUCCUGGCAUGUCCCAGGAGCUGGGUGAUGCGCAGCUCACCCCUGAGCAGCCCCAGCUCUGUUACUGGUUGUUGUCCUUUGCAGAGUGCCAGCGUUUGUCAGUUGAAGCAGAAGGGCACCUGCCUCACCUGUUACAGGCAUUCCUGCAGUUUCCAUGCAUGUUUCCAUGCAUUCCCCUCUGUGUGCAUUGCUGCCCCGCCCCUGCUGCCCCGAUGGAAGCAGGAAGAGAGGCUGGAUGUGCACCUGCCUGUUCCCUAUAAUGCAGCAGAUGGACAAGGAUUUACCAAAUGGUUCAGGAAAACAUGGAAUAUUCUUGCUGGUGUGUGUUUGCACACUGCCUGUUGGCCAGGCACAAGAGGGACAUCACAAACAUCACCUGUUGAGCUGUGGAGCUCGGUGACCUUGAAGAUACCCCUUGUACCUGUUCAGGGCCAGCUGCUUUUCCCUGUGGUUGUAACAGAGAGGGUGGCUGCUCGUGGGCUGCCUGACCAGCCCCACCCUCACUGCCCACGAGUGAAGACCAUGGGACUCUUCCUCCCCUCCUCUGCAGAGGAAGCUGGAAUUAUGCUCAGCCUGGCAGAAAGACCGGAGCUGCCAAAGUCUGUGUGGGUGGGUGCUGCCUCAGGAUCCUUUCUCUGACCUCCUCCUCCAGCACAUGGAGCCACUGCCACUAUCUGGGCAACUGCUGCCACUGGAUUUCACUGCUGGAAGUUGAAAUCUGGCUGUCCUUGGCUGGAGCACAGCUUUUCCUUCUGCUGCCCCAGCCGGGAUCCUGGGACUGUGCUGGCUGGAGUCUUCUCAGCUGUGCAGCAGCAGCCGGGGAAUACCCUGCACCUCCUCACCAGUAGCUGUCAGAGAUGCCCAGAGUGUGUUCUGUGCUCCAGGGAGAUGGUGUGAGCUCUGUAUUGUCAGCCUGCAUCCAGGUGGGACGGUUCGAAUACGGCCAGUACUAAAAAAAUAGAAAAAUCCCCAAUCCUGGGUCCAUGACCUGGUGACUGAACCUGACUGUGCAAUGCAAGCAGUGUUGUGAGAUGGAUUUGCAGCCCAUGCUCUGUGUCCCUUGGAGUGUCCAUGACUAUGCCUGCUCCUGUCACCACCCCUCUCCCAAAGGUGGUGGGAAGGUCACUGCUGGCAGCCAGGGCCCAUGCUGGGGCCUGCACCUUCCCCAGGGGCUCUGAUGUGGGUUCUGCAGCUCGGGGCACUGAGUACAGGUGGAAAUAGUGGAAUAGUUGGAAUUUGAGGGAAGCAGAGCUGUGCACUUGGCUCUGGGAAGAGCAGGGCUUGGGCUGGCCCUGCCCAGCUGCAGUAGGAGUCUCCCACUGGCUAUUCCCUGGAAUUUCUGUUCUCAUUAUUAUUAUUUUGUUACACAAAUUCUCUUCCCAAAUCCGACCUUUCUGCCUUGCCUGUGUGGGGCAGGUCUGGCAGCUUGUCCUGUCAUGAAGGGAGAGGAGUCAAACUCUGAACUACACCUGAGCAACUUCUGUUCUUUAUGGCUUUUCUGCAAUUUGAUGCAAUUCUGGCUUUUGUAGAUAGAUGAAUGUAAUUCCUUGUUGGACAUGCCUGUUCCCAGAAGUAUGAGCCAUUCUGUUGUACCACGUCACCUUCCAGCAGAGCGGGCUCAGCCCAGCUCCUGUGCUAUUUGAUGAAUGUAUCCGAUGCUCUCGUCCCGUGUUCACACUCUGCUUUUUGGCCAGCUUUGUGAUUUGUAAAUAGGAAAACAAUAAAGACAUGGAGGUUGUCUUUA